This is a messenger RNA of Tachysurus vachellii, 1362 nucleotides long. Its product is annotated as zinc transporter ZIP9. Bases 214 to 1134 code for a protein of 306 amino acids. The transcript has 7 exons. Gene Ontology annotation, biological process: zinc ion transport; transmembrane transport. The record is from RefSeq and is a predicted model, not a curated record. Lineage: Eukaryota; Metazoa; Chordata; Actinopteri; Siluriformes; Bagridae. Gene Ontology annotation, cellular component: membrane. Gene Ontology annotation, molecular function: metal ion transmembrane transporter activity.
UGGCAACAUGAAGAACUAUAUUCGAUUUGUUUAAAGCUGCGACGUGGAAAGUUUGAAACUGUGCUACGUGAGAACAUCACGAGGGCUCACAGUAUACAUUUUACACGUUUCACCGUCUUUACGGAAGCAUGCGGCGUGUGAAGAUUUGGAAGACGUCUGAAUAUUAUAAAGGUUAGUGGACUUGAAGCACAGGAGAAAACUGAAGCGAACGCGAUGGACGGAGCUGCGGCUGUUAUUUUAAUCUCUCUCGCGAUGUUUGUGGGAUGUUUUCUGCUCGGACUUAUUCCACUACUGGUCAACUUUUCCCAGCAGAAGCAGCAGUUUAUUACCGUGUUGGGGGCGGGGCUUCUGUGUGGCACCGCCCUCGCGAUUAUUAUUCCAGAGGGGGUGGAGCUACUUGAGGGGUCUUUCAGAGAUUCAUUUUGCUCAGCUGUGACAGCUAGACUAAAUGCCUCUGAUGCGAAUGCUAUUCUCAAGCCUUCCACAGAGAAAGGACUGCGUCCACACGUCUUCAUUGGAGCAUCACUGGUCCUGGGCUUCACAUUGAUGUUUGUGGUUGAUCAGAUUGCUGACUACUGUUCCUCACACGUCUCACGUGCGAGCGUAUACAGUGGCAGCACCACAGCAACUCUGGGUCUCCUCAUUCACGCAGCAGCUGAUGGUAUGGCUCUAGGUGCAGCUGUUGCAUCAUCUCAAGUGUCAGUUCAGGUCAUUGUCUUCUUUGCUGUGAUUUUGCACAAGGCCCCAGCUGCGUUCGGUCUCGUCUCGUUCCUCCUGCACGCAGGAUUGGAGAAAAGCACAGUUCAGAAGCAUUUGCUGGCUUUUUCCUGUGCAGCGCCUCUGACUGCGAUCAGCACCUACUUCAUCCUAACUGCGAUUGGUGGCUCUUCACAGCACCGUCUGGGUAUGACAGGAAUCGGCAUGCUGGUCUCUGCUGGGACUUUCCUUUACGUGGCUACAGUGCAUGUGCUGCCUGAGAUUAACAGCAGAGGGCAGCUGAGAUCCAGCCCCAUUCACCACCAUGCAGGAACAGGAGCGUACCAUCACGCAGGCCUCGGGUUAAUGGAAAGCAUCACGCUGGUCGCUGGAGCUGGACUUCCUGUGCUCUUAGCCCUCAGCCUACCUGACGAAUGAAGAACUGUUGCCAAAGAUUAUCCGUUGGGCAUGAAUGUAUUGUAAAUCAUUGAUAAUGCGCAAUGAUCGAGUAUUCAUAAUUCUUAUUGCAUUUUUGACAAUCCUUAAACACAGCGGUACUGAGUUUUUAUAUCUCAUGUGCACUAGCCAUAUUUAAUUGCACUAUUAAUAUAUUUUACAGUGUUGGGUCCCAGACUUCAAGAACAAUAAACACGUUAAGAUUUUGUU